GUUUGGGAGCUUGUACAGUGUGUGUGUGUGUGCUGGUCUGGGUGCCUGUCCCUGCAGAAGUGCUGUAGUGGUCGGCCCGGCGCUCCCCCCUCGCCGGGGCCCUCCCGUCUAUUUCUGGCUCUGCGUCAUGCCUGGGCUUUACUCCUGUGGCAAGAGGAGUGUUUCUCUAGGGCUCCCACUCUGCUACACACACACACACACCUUCCGACAGACACACUCACACACACACACACGCCUGCCUGGUGAACGAGUGAGCGCUCUCAGAUGUAAACACACAGAGUGACGGGCGGACGGAGAGGCGAGCGGAUGGGAUGGCGUGGAUGAUGAAUGGGUGGCUGCUGCUGGACGGACUGGGAGUUUAAACUUGGUGCUUGUGUGUGUGUGUGCGUCUCUCUCUCUCUCUCUCGUUUUUUAUUUUUAAAGUCGGAGUGGGUGCGCUCGGAUGUGUGUAGGUGAGACAGAGAGAGAGAGAAAGUGUGUAUGGAGGGAGAGAGAAAACGGAGGAAUGCUUCCGCUGAUAAAGAGAGAGAGAGCCGCCACGGCAGGACGGUCGCUUCCUGUCCGGACCCCCGCUGACGCCUGGAGCAGACUGACAGCAGGUCGUUCUCCGUGAGAUAACCGAAUGACUUCAGACAGCCGCAUAUAGAAGAUCUUCUCAUCAAAGAAAAUUACUCAAGGAUUCAUCUGCCUCAAAGAUCUGAGUUUCAUCAAAAUAAUGGCAAAAGAGAGACGUCUCUGAUGUUGUCCACUAAAGUUUCCCUUCUGCAUUUCUCUCUUGGUUCUACAAUCAGUUUAUUUCAGCAAUGGAUGGGUACCUCCCUCGCCUGUGACCGUGUCGGCAACUUGUUCAGCUAUCAUGCUUGGUAGCUUUUGGACCUUGUAACCCUCCAGACAUCAACCCAUCCAUCUCCCCUUACCGAACCCCUCUCUCCCCAUCUCACCUAAACCCCAGCAGAGCUUCAUAAAAAUGGAGGCUCGUGAACCAGCAGCCGAAAAGCAGAAAUGCAUAAAUAAGGAACUAGUUAAAGACAAGGCACGUCUGCACCGAAAGUGGGAGUCAGAACCCUCUGCAAAUACCAAACGAAGCACUUUUGCUGACCCGGAGGCGAAGCACCGUGAGAGUUUGCCAUGUGGUGCUACUGGAGGAUCAGCACCUCAGCAAAAGUACACAAUCACAGGGAAUUCUGGAAAGCUGCUAUCUGGACCCUCUGAGGUUGGGGUCAGAGGAGGCCCACCAUCUCAAGACCCCCAAGGGCCCUUUGCUCAGGGGUUUCCACGGGGGUUUUCCUACCAGCCGGGUCAGUUGUACCCUCAACAUCCCCAACCUGAGCGCUUCCACUCAGGAGCUAAACCCCAGCCAGGCCUCGAGCCUCACGCCUGGCCUUUUGCGGGCCAGCUGCCUUCAGAUGAUCUUUACACUGUAGGACACCCAGGCCACACUCACCCACAUGGGGGCGGUGCAGGGAGGUUUCCCAGACAGAAAUCUCCCAGCUUACCCAGCUCCUUUGGACAGUAUUCUCAAUCAGGCCCUGAGCCUGCAGAGGAGGGCUAUGGCAAAAAAGAACAAAAGCCAAAAAAGCCUGGUAAGUACAUCUGCCCCUACUGUGGCCGAGCUUGUGCCAAGCCCAGCGUCUUGAAGAAGCACAUCCGUUCACAUACUGGAGAAAGGCCAUACCCUUGUGUCCCCUGUGGCUUUUCUUUUAAAACCAAGAGCAACCUUUACAAGCAUCGCAAAUCUCAUGCCCAUGCUAUCAAAGCUGGACUCGUACCAUUUUCAGAGUUAGCCAUGGCCCGCGGUGGGGACAUGGACCAGGCGUCCCCAGUGGGCGAGACCGAGGUCCACUCAGAUGGAGAGCAGAGUACGGACACAGAUGAAGAAGGCGUAGAGGGCUCCACAAUGCUGACGGACAAAGAUAGUCCCAUCCCGCAGAUCUCAUUUGACUCGGACAAGAAUACAGGUGGUGCAGAACCAGCAUAUGCAGACUCAGCUGAAGAGUUGCUCAUGGGAUCUAUGAAAGUGCCUAUCCUUAUCGUUCCCAAGACUGGGAGAGUACCGUCCACGGGUAUGGAGUGCCCGCCCUUUCAUGACAUGAAGGCAUCCCACAUGUUGGCAUCGCAUUCUGUUUGGAAAGCACAUUCACUUGAUGACUCUCCCACCAUUAAACAGCACUUGAGGCCGAAUGAGAAGAAAGAGCAGGACUCUGACUUUGCCAUGUCUCAGUCCCUUAACCUCCUUAGUCCUCAUGACAAAGAAAGCACAGACUCUGGUUACUUUUCACGCUCCGAAAGUGCAGAGCAGCAGAUAAGCCCUCCCAAUACUAAUGCUAAGACAUAUGAAGAGAUUAUGUUUGGUCGGAAUUGGUACAACCGACCCAGCUCCAGACCCAGGCAGUCUAUCACAGUGAGUAUGGCAGGGGUUGAUCCCAGUAGCCUGGCUAGCUUAAAGCAAUCAGGUGCUAUUAUAGAAAUGAGGAAGAUCACUGAGGAUCCUAUCUCCUUCAGAGGAGAUGUACGAAUCCCCGGCGAUCCAAAGCAGUAUCCAACUGGACCUUGUCAAAGCAAUACAGGACUUCUGGAGCCUCCAUCUGAUUCUGGACAUUUGAUUCGGAGUAACUCCAUGCCAACUUCUUCCCCUCCUAACCUCAGUGUUCCCCAAGGGAAUCGCAGCCAAUCCUUUGAUAACAUGGUGGCACCAGACGAUGUGUUUUUCCCACCAGGUCACCCUCGACUCACAAGACAGAGUGCAUUUGAACAUUCAGCCAAUGAAUCCCACGUAGGAGAGCCCGAGGGCUAUGGACACAUGUCCAAGAAUUUUGCUUCGUCGCUGGGUACGAAAUUUGCAGAGCGCAGCCCAGGAGUCCCAGAGCACAUUGCCCACAGCCCCUAUGGUACUGGCUGUGGGCAAGAAACGGCCACGAGAAAAAGGAGAAAAGUGCCGAGUGUCGGGGAAGACGAGGACAGCCCUGGUCACGGUGACAGUAGCUGCAGUGGUUCAGUGGACUACGAAUUCAAGCAAAAUAGUCUUGAUGGGUCCAGAGCCACUCCGACAGGCAAGGGCUCUCUUCACAGCACUCACAGCCUAUCUGACAGCUUUGAUACUUGUGCCAGCAUGUGCUCAGAGGACAUUGCAUUGUUUACUGACUCUGAGGGCAGGAAGGCAGCAGGGAAUGUCAUAUCAGUCAUCCAGCACACAAACUCCCUCAGCCGUCCUAAUUCCUUUGACAAGUCUGAGUCCUUUGAGCAGCCAGGAUAUCAUCCAUCGGAUAAAGCUCCAUCCAGUCAGUAUUCUGAGCAGUCUGACAAUGAGAUCUUUGAAGAUGCCCUGAGUCCAGAGUCCACUCUUCUGAGGACGGAGAGCAUGGAACAGCACCAACAAAGCGACAGCGAUCUGGCCUCCCUUUCUUCUUCAUCAGCUGCAGCUUCUCCUGGCCAGCCAUACCACAUCCCGCACAAAUUAGUCCGACAGCCCAACAUCCAAGUUCCUGAGAUCAGGGUUACAGAGGAGCCAGACAAGCCUGAUAAGGAUACCGAAACUCCGAUGACCAAGGAACCGGAGAAGCAGCAGCAUGUGGAGGAGUUCCAGCUUCCCCAGAGGAGUGACACCCUCUCCCAGAUGCCAUCGGAGAAGCUCCCACCCAAGAAGAAGAGGCUGCGGUUGGCAGAUAUGGAGCACUCAUCUGGGGAAUCGAGCUUUGAGUCAACCUGCACCAGCCUGUCUCGCAGCCCUAGUCAGGAGAGUAACCUCUCCCACUCCUCUUCCCUCUCCAUGUCCUUCGACCGAGACGAAGGCCUCAAGUCUGUCUCUCCAACCAAACAGGAUGACUCAUCUGCUUCUGGAGGAGCAGCAAAGCAAUCAGAGUUCCUCACAGUGCCUGGCAGUGGUUAUUCCAGCCACCAUCACCAGAGGGAGAUGAGGAGGUCUUCGUCGGAACAGGCGCCGUGCACACUGCCUACAGAGUUGCCUGAAAUGCGCAGCAAGUCCUUUGACUACGGGAGUUUGUCGUCCUCCAGGCAGGGGGAGCUCUACCCCAGUGCCUCUGUCAUGAAGAGGCGUGGAUUCUUAGUCCGACAGGCUUCACUGAGUGUUUAUCCAGAGGCUGUCACCCAGGAGCCGGGGGUCACUGAAAUGCCAAUCAAGCAGGAGAGUCUGGAGCAUGGUGCCUGGCCUGGCCCAGCAGGAUCCCCUCACAGCAGCAGCGAUGUGGCUGGCAGGACCAAGCGAGUCGGCUCUGUUGCAGCGGUUGGAUCUUACCACCAGCACCACCAGCAUGUUCUCCAACAGAGUAUCAGUGAGGACAGCUUACAAGACGAACCACUCUACAGCAGGUCCCAUCAGCAUCGCCUACAAACCCAGGGUUCAUCAUCAGAAGGAGAACAUCCAAGUCAUGAAGUAGUGAACAAGGACAUAAUCCAGCAGUACCAGGGUGGCCCUCCUUUCCUUUCCUGCUCACAUGCAGGUCUGUUUUGGAACCAGGAUGCCGAUCAACUGCCCAGACAGCAGCAGACUCUCCAGGCUCAACAGCAACUCCAAAAGCUACACAUCAGAUCACCGGCCGCUGUACCUGGACACCAACAACACAAACACCAACAACACUCCCUCCAGCAAAUCCAUGAGCCCCAGGCGUACGACGGAAAAUCUGAAAAUGCAGGUUCUCAGAUAUACCCGGCUUCUUUUUCCUCGCGUUCCUCCCCGCUGUCGGCCACGCUCUCUCAACCCAACUCCACCAGCGCCUCCAUGCUCCUGCAGCAGAUUCAACCAGUCUUUGCCACACAGAACCUGGGCUCCCAGGCCUCUUUACCUGGCCUGCUGGUGCCUGUGCGGAUCCAGACCCAUGUGCCAUCAUUUGGUAGUGUUAUGUACACCAGUGUUAGCCAACUGAUAGCCUCCCAUGAUGCACAGGGGUUUGGCUCGGCCAGGCCAGGCAGUGCAGACAACACCAUCCCUCCUUCAGCAAGUGGCAAACCACCUGGAGGAUCUGGAGGAGGAAUAAGUGGAUCGGGUUUUAACUUGUCCCAUUUCCUGGGGCAGACGGACGGCGUGGCCCUGCGCUACCCACUCUGGAAGGGUCAAGACUCUCUGCCGGAGCAGCGUCUGAACACAGGAAUACCGCUGUCUUUGACAUCAGGCACUAUAUCCACAACAGACGCCUCAGGAUCUGGUAUCGGAGGCAGCAAGCGCAUGCUUUCCCCUGCGAGCUCUCUGGAGCUCUUCAUUCAGACAAAGCAGCAGAAAAGAGUGAAGGAGGAGCGGAUGUAUGGACAGAUCGUCAAAGAGAUGAGUGCCGUGGAGCUGAGUGGGACUGAAACCGGCGGCAAGCUGGAGAAGAGACGAGGUCAGAGAGCUCGUCUGAAGAGCGAGGGUUCAGUGGACGACUCUGAAAGGAUGUCCUCUUCUCCACCACUCAGUGACUUUUCCAAGAUUUCCAUUCCCGUCCGAUCCUCUGCCCCCCACCUCCCUGACAUCCCUCGAGCCGAGAGUUUCACCCCCCCUCUUCAGAUUGUCACAAACCGUUCCCCGGCGGCUGGCGGCCGGGACUCCCCGGAGGAGCUGGAUGUAGACGACACAGCCCCAGAACGCACCUCCAGUCCGGAGUCCAUGGUCUCCUCUUCCAAAGACGCAGACGACCCCGACGACACGAAGCAGCCGACGCCCGGGAAACCCCCCGUCAGCAUGCUGGUUCAGCUCGCUGCCAACCAAAGUGCAGGAUUGCCUGAAGCGGCAGGUCAGACUCUGCUGGUGACGGACGUGGCUGACGUCCAGCAGUUCUUUCAGUUCCCAAGCCUGCGCACCACGAGCAGAGUCAGCUGGUGUUUCCUCAACUACACCAAACCCAACAGCAGCCAGGCGUCUCUGCGAAGCUCCGUCUACGGCUCGUGGUCCGUCAGCUCGUACAACCCCAACCCCUUGAACCUCAGCACCAAGGCUGCUCUGGCUCUGUUGAGGUCCAAACAGAAGAGGAACACUGAUUUGAUGUACACCGUGGCAGCCCUGUCUCCGCCCAGCUCCGGGAAGCUCGUCUCAUCUGUGGCCUGGAAGCUGCGGUUCGAUCAGCUGAAACCAGAGCUGAUGCCGGUGGACGUCGGUAACUUUGGAAGGAAGAUGAAAGGAGUGGCGUCGUGGGAUCGUUCAAAGGAGGAGCAGGUGGAGAAAGAGGUCUCAGCCAAACAGCCCACCACCGAGCCCACCCGCAUCAAGAUCUUCGAAGGCGGGUAUAAAUCCAACGAGGAAUACGUCUACGUCCGCGGGCGCGGCCGGGGGAAGUACAUCUGCGAGGAGUGCGGCAUCCGCUGCAAGAAGCCCAGCAUGCUGAAGAAACACAUCCGGACGCACACCGACGUGCGGCCCUACGUCUGCAAGUUCUGCAACUUCGCCUUCAAGACCAAAGGAAACCUGACGAAGCACAUGAAGUCCAAGGCGCACAUGAAAAAGUGUCUGGAGUUGGGAGUCUCCAUGUCUUCGGUUGAGGAUGCAGAGGCAGAUGAAGGAGACGUGGGAGAGGAAGGUCAGAGGUCGUCCGACAAGACCUCCAGGCGGGCUGCGGCCGAGCACCAGUUCUCCGACGCCGAGGACUCGGAAGGCGGCGAGGAGGACGGCGACGAGGUGGACGACGAGGACGACGACGAGGACGACUACGACGGCGACUCCACCCCGAAGACGCGCUCGCGCUCCACCAGCCCGCAGCCGUACGCGCUGCCGCCGCUCGCCAUCACGGCCGUGGCCUCGUCCCACGCCGCGUCCCCGCACCUGUCCCACUUCCUGGGCGAAGCCAACAAGCUGGGCUACUUCACCACCGUGCCCAGCAUCCAGAUCACGCCGCAGGCGCCGCCCGGCGAGUUCCAGCGGGGCGGCAGGCUGCUGGUCCCCCCGUCCUCCUCCAUGGACGAGGACCUCCCCGUCCCCUCCCCCGACCUCUCCUCGUCGUCCUCCCGCCUGUCCUCGCCCGGGCUGGACCUGUCGGGCUGCCCGUCCCCGGUGUCCCCGUCCUCCUCGCCGUCGGCCCGCCGUUACCUCUCCCCCCGCCGCGACCUCUCCCCCCGCGCCGGCCACCUCUCCCCCCGGCGGGACGCCUCCCCCCUGCGGCACAUCUCCCCCAAGAGAGACCUGGGCGGCUACCGCCGAGACCUGUCCCCCCGGAGGGGACACCUGUCCCUGCUGUCCCCGCUCUCCCGGCCCACCUCGCCCGCCGGCGGGAGGGACUACAAGCGCGACCUUUCACCCCGGGGCCGCCACCGGGGGAUGAUCCGACCGCUGUCUCCUCGCCGAGGGCUCCACCAACAUCUCCACCACCACAGCCCGCAGAGCGGCGCCCGCAGCCUGAGGACGAGCCACCCGACCGGAGAGUUCGGCCCGCUGGGACGCCGUACGGCCAGCGCCGACACCGAGAUGGAACAUCUUCCAGGCGCUCCGUCGCCAGGGGAACGGGACCGGGGCGGUAACCUUGGUAACCAGUCCAGCCCACCCCAUCAGGUCCUGUUCAGUCACCUCCCGCUUCAUUCACAACUACAGGUGCGCUCUCCCUUCCCGAUGAUCCCGAUCGGGGGCAUCCAGAUGGUCCACUCCGUCCCCUCCUCCGUCUCCUCCCCUCUGGGCCAGCAGGCGGCGCCGCACGCCGCCCCGCGCCUGUCGCUCAACAAGAGCGUGUCGGAGGAGUCGGCCGGCGGCGACGUCGCUCCGCCGCACUUCGCCUCCUUCUCCGAGAGAGCGGGACCGGAGGGAGACGACCGAUCGAGGAAAUCCCCUCGCACCUCCUCUCAGGAGAAGGAUGGAGGAGGAGGAGGAGGGGGAGGAGGAGGAGGAGGAGGAGGAGGAAGGCAGCAGCAGGAGCAAGAAGAGAGCAUCCAGACCUGCACCAAGGCCAUCGCCUCCCUCUGCAUCGACUCCGAGGAGGCUGCCAGGAGAGGAGGAGGAGGAGGAGGCGGGGCUUCUUCCUCCUCUCCUCCUCCUUCAGCACAGUCCCCCGACGCUCCUCACCUUCAUCACCACCACCAUCAUCAUCAUCAUCACCAUCAGCAGCAGCAGCAGCAGCAGCAGCGCUCCACGCCCCCCUCCGUGCUCCCCUCGUCUCCCCACGCCUCCCCGUCUCCUCCUCAAAGUUUUCAGCACUUUAGCGGCCUGGAGCUCAGGCCCCCCCCUCCCCACCCCUCCAUCCCGGCCUCCCCCGCCCCCGCCUCCAACCCCUCCUCCUCCCCUUCUCCUCACCCUCCCAGCCCCGGGUCUGAAGCCCUCCAACACCCGGAGAGAGAGCGGGAGGGAGAAAGCACAAGGAGGAGCAGGGAGGCGUCGUAGUGCUGCAGCGGCAGGAGGAGGCGCCAUGGAU
Molecule: messenger RNA, 8318 nt
Organism: Salarias fasciatus (jewelled blenny)
Lineage: Eukaryota; Metazoa; Chordata; Actinopteri; Blenniiformes; Blenniidae
Gene: hivep2a
Product: HIVEP zinc finger 2a
Exons: 16
Coding region: 968-8287 (2439 amino acids)
Biological process (GO): regulation of transcription by RNA polymerase II
Cellular component (GO): nucleus
Molecular function (GO): DNA-binding transcription factor activity, RNA polymerase II-specific; RNA polymerase II cis-regulatory region sequence-specific DNA binding
Source: RefSeq, a predicted model, not a curated record